CCUGCCUUCCAUUAGUAAUCAAGUGGAUAAUAGACCCACCACUGCAGCCUCCUACCGAAGUCCAAGAGCUGUUGAAAUGGGAAGUUUAUUCCCAUAUGACAGUUCUAGCGCAGCCCAUUCCGAAGUGCCAUUAGUUCAGGUCAGUCGAGCUAAGGAGAGCAACUUGAACGUCUACCAUGAGCCCAGUUACGAGCGAGGCGCCCAAGCAGUUUCCAUCCCUCUAUCUGAAGAUUUGGACUCCGCUAAUUCCAUUCAGGUCCUCAGGGGAAAAGAUCCAUUCUGGCUGGUCAUGAUUGGCCAGUUUGGCCCAGAAGGAGGCAUCCUGUGCUGCGAAGACUCUGAUUUCAUCUUAGAGAUUCCCCCGGGCGCUAUUCCUCCUGAUCGCCGAGACCAGCUCAUUAUAGCUAGGAUUUCUCUGUGUCCAGACUCUAUUGGACCCAAGCUGACAGACCCCGACUCCUUGUGGCUCGGUCCGCUCGUCGAACUGGAAUCUCCUGGUCUGGACCGAUUCCAUAAAAAUGUCAAGAUCAGGCUCCCGCAUCGCGCUCGACUGCAGCCCGGCUGGACCUUCAGUGUGCAUUACACAGAUCCCACCGCUGACACCAAGUACAACUGCCAGACCGAUACCACUCCUUCCACUGUUGAUCAAGAUCCUGAGGCCGCCACAUUCCUUCUUGAUGAAGACACCGAUACCAAGCCAAAGUGGAAUUGUGUGGAGCAGAAGUGGCACUCGGGUAUUAAGGAAGAAAAGGCUUCAAAAGAUGUGACCAGGGUAACCUUUACGGUCGACGAGAACUACGUAAACAUCUUAUCCUCUCACUUCUCCGAGUAUGUCUGCUCAGGGUGCAGUAAAACACAUCCUCUAAACCUGGAGGCUGUUGUGUUUUGGCAACACUACAAGGCCGAAGGUCUCGAUCAGAUGGAUCUCAAGGUCUACAUCAUUGAUAUAAUUAAGGAUACACGCAAAGUCAGCGUUGAAAGUAACGAGAGAUCCAGCAAACAGGCAGGCGCCAAGAGCGGCAUGACAGCAUACUCCUCACUCAGCUUGGAAUAUACGUCUGGUGUGGCUUCGUCGCUUGGCAUCUGUGUAGACGAGGAGUGCAUGGGUGACGACAGGAAGUGGAGUUUGAAAUCUUACAAUGGAAGACUCCCGGCUAAGCGAGUGAUGUCAGUCGAAUCAGUCAUUCGUGGUUGCUGUUCAUCCCACCUGUCUACUCGAGAGAUGUUCACCUUCGUUCCGAGGGACCCUUCCAAGCAACUCAGCUUUUUCCAAGCGAUGGUUUGCAUCAGUCAACCAAACUCACCGGAAGGGGACCCGACCCCAAUACUUGUGACUGUUCCCCUUACUAAGGGAUAUCGCGCUGUUAACAACAAUAACAAGGUCUGCAGUGAAGCAGGCCAACCCAUCAGCGACGACCAAAUGGACUUCGUCGGCGAGCGACUGCCCGGCAGCGUAUGGCCCGCUCUCUACCGCAAACUGAUUGGAAAGGGCGCCGACAACGGCAUCGAAGAGAUCAGGCUCAAACAUCCCAACAACCCCCGAGAGCAGGUCCACAGCGCACUCGUCAGCUGGAGGAGCAGCAAAGGUCGCAUGGCAACGGUGGAGAAACUCAUCACAGCUCUUCAGCAAGUGAAGCUUCAAGACCUUGCUGAUGAGCUGCUGUCGUAUUGCCAAGACUACGCAGAGGAAGCAGAAGAGGUUUCCACACCCACCGAUACACGUCUGAGAGACGAAGGGGCAGUGAGGACCAGGGAAAAAAGAAGCAGUCCAUGGUCAAGCAGCCAAGAGCGAUUGGGAGAACGAGGCAGUAAGGAUACCGCAGAGGUGGUUCAGAACGAAGCAGCUCAUCGAAGGAAUAAAUCAUCAACGGAGAAACAACGGAACGUUACGCAGUCCAGCGUGAAUGAAGAAAGCAGCAAGGGUGGCGACGGUGGCGUGGAAGUAGACCACAACGAAGAUGAAAGAGUAAAUCUUAGCAGGGAUCUUCGUCGCCUACUCAGGCACGAUCUACAUGUAGGGCUACUGGACCUCCUCAUCAACAACACGUAUGGUGAACACAACUCAAAUCUCUCCAGUUCAGAGAUCACCUUUCCCAAGUGUGGCGAUGGCGAGUAUGCAUCCACCCUCCGCUCAAUAGGCUUGAUACGUGAAUUGAAGUUUUAUGUCAACCAAUACGGCGAGUUCAGAUUCUAUAACUGCAAGCCAUGUCGCGUGUGUCACCCAGAUGUUUACGAGAUCCUCCCCUGUCUAAGGAAAAGCAACACAGUGUGUUUUGGAACCAAAACGGGUUUCAGAUGCAAGCACGAGGACAUGGUAUUCUACCCAGGUACAGGCUGUGUGAAGCUAACAAGCUCGCCGAAACCAGCCGCGUCCACCACAAUGCAGCAGGAUUAUAUUAAAGCAACACGACCACAGACGGUAGACGUUCUGAUCGGAGAACUAGAACCCCUUAACGGACUCGGAGACCCGAAGGAUCGCGUGGAUGAUGUGCCUCGCUUGCUGAGUUCGGGUCAUUCAGUCAACCUUGAGGAGGAUGAAGCUUCACAACCGUCUCACUCGGGUCCUCUUGGGACAAAGUCGACCAUCAUAACAAUUGGGGUUGUAUUGCUGAAUAUUCUGAGUCUGUUGAUCUUCAUUACCAUGAGGUAA
Molecule: messenger RNA, 2650 nt
Organism: Patiria miniata (bat star)
Lineage: Eukaryota; Metazoa; Echinodermata; Asteroidea; Valvatida; Asterinidae
Exons: 8
Coding region: 77-2650 (857 amino acids)
Biological process (GO): signal transduction
Molecular function (GO): protein binding
Source: RefSeq, a predicted model, not a curated record